Messenger RNA from Penicillium verhagenii, 1515 nucleotides. Its product is annotated as aldehyde dehydrogenase domain-containing protein. Bases 1 to 1515 code for a protein of 504 amino acids. The transcript is spliced from 3 exons. The record is from RefSeq and is a predicted model, not a curated record. Lineage: Eukaryota; Fungi; Ascomycota; Eurotiomycetes; Eurotiales; Aspergillaceae. Gene Ontology annotation, molecular function: oxidoreductase activity, acting on the aldehyde or oxo group of donors, NAD or NADP as acceptor.
AUGUCGAACGACUCGAACCUUUCCGUCAACCUGACAACCCCGAACGGGCACAAUUACACUCAGCCGACCGGCCUUUUCAUCAAUAAUGAGUUCGUCAAGGCCAAAAGUGGAUUGACCAUCACAUCAUUAGACCCAGCAACAGAGAAAGAGAUUGCGACCGUGCAAGCUGCCGGCGCUGACGAUGUCAAUUCCGCAGUCCAGGCAGCGAGAGCCGCAUUGAAGAAGGAUUCGUGGAAGAAACUCCCUGCGACCGAAAGGGGAAGGCUUAUGGUCCGCCUGUCGGAACUCAUCGAGGCUAAUCAAACUCUGCUGGCCACGAUCGAUGCAUGGGAUAAUGGCAAGACUUAUUCCCUCGCAAUGGAAGACGACCUUCCUGACACAAUCGGCACCUUCAGAUACUACGGAGGCUGGGCUGACAAGAACUUCGGUCAAACCAUCGAAACAUCCCCCGAGAAAUUCGCUUACACCCUUCGCCAACCGGUCGGAGUUGUCGCGCAGAUAAUUCCAUGGAAUUUUCCCUUGGCAAUGGCAGCCUGGAAGUUGGGCCCAGCACUAGCCUGCGGUAACACAGUUGUCAUAAAGGCUGCUGAGCAAACACCGCUCAGUAUCUUGGUUCUAGCCACUCUGAUUAGAGAGGCCGGAUUUCCUCCUGGGGUGGUCAAUGUUAUCAAUGGGUACGGAGCCGAGGCCGGAGCCGCUCUUGCACAGCACCCCCAGGUUGAUAAGGUCGCAUUCACUGGGUCCACUGCGACAGGUGCUCAAAUCAUGAAAUAUGCCGCUGGGGGAUUAAAGGGCAUCACCCUUGAGACUGGUGGCAAGUCACCAUUGAUUGUAUUCAAUGAUGCGGAUCUCGACCAGGCUGUUAAGUGGUCGCAUGCCGGUAUUAUGUCAAACCAAGGGCAGAUCUGUACAGCCACCUCACGGAUCUUCGUACAACAAGAUAUUUACGAUCGCUUUUUGAAAUUGUUUAAAGAACGCAUUCAAACAGCGUCUAUCAUUGGAGACCAGUGGGACGAGAACACAUUCCAAGGUCCACAGGUGACCAGAGCUCAAUACGACCGAGUCAUGCAUUAUAUCAACCUCGGAAAGCAGGAGGGCGCCACUGUCGAGACUGGAGGCGAACCCUUCAGUAGUGCUAAUGGCAAAGGGUUCUUUGUUACCCCUACUACUUUCACGAAUGUGAAGCCAUCAAUGCGCAUUUACCGAGAGGAAAUCUUCGGACCUGUCGUGGUAAUCGUACCUUUUGCCGAGGAAAAAGAUGCUAUUGAGUUUGCCAACGACACACUGUACGGCCUGGGAGCUGCUGUAUUUACCACAAACCUCCGACGCGGUCAUCGUGUGGCUGCUGAUAUAGAGGCCGGCACUGUCUGGUUAAACAGCAGUCAGGAUAGUGACCACCGAAUUCCCUUCGGUGGAUACAAAACCAGUGGUAUCGGUCGCGAAUUGGGCCAGGCAGGAUUGGAAGCAUAUACUCAGAUUAAGGCAGUUCAUGUCAAUAUGGGUAAUGAUCUGUAA